AUGGAUUUGGCAGCAUUUUUGUCAGCCUUACUUGCUGUAACUCUUGUCGCAAAAUUCAUUCAGCAUUGGGUCAUCGACAGGCCUGUACCCAAACCCAAGGAGCCGCUUCCCCCGGGCCCACUAAAGUGGCCCAUAGUAGGCAAUCUGCUCCAAUUGGGCCAAUACCCACACAGAGACUUUGCCUCUCUGUGUGACACAUAUGGGCCCUUAGUUUACCUCAAACUGGGCCAAGUCCAUGCCAUCACCACUAAUGACCCAAGCAUCAUCCAUGAAAUCCUCGUCCGCCAGGAUGAUGUCUUCGCCUCUCGCCCACACACCCUUGCCGCCGUUCAUCUUGCAUAUGGGCGAGGCGAUGUUGCCCUGGCUCCUCUGGGACCUCAUUGGAAGAGGAUGAGAAGAAUUUGCAUGGAGCAUCUGCUGACGACGAAGCGACUGGAGUCAUUUGCCAAACACCGAGAAGAUGAGGCCCAACACCUCGUGGCGGAUGUUUGGGCCCAGGCCCAAUCAGGAAAGCCCAUCAACCUAAGGGAAGUGCUGGGUGGAUUCUCAAUGAACAAUGUGACGAGAAUGUUGUUGGGAAAACAAUAUUUUGGGUCAAAAUCAGCAGGGCCUCAAGAGGCCAUGGAAUUUAUGCACAUAACUCAUGAGUUGUUUUGGCUACUGGGUGUGAUAUACUUGGGUGACUACCUCCCAAUGUGGAGGUGGAUAGAUCCCUCUGGGUGUGAGAAGAAAAUGAGAGAGGUUGAGAAGAGAGUGGACGACUUCCACUCCAAGAUAAUUGAGGAACAUAGGGAAGUCAUGAGAAAUAAGAGCAAGAAAGGUGAUGACGAAGAUGAAGAAAUGGACUUUGUGGAUGUUUUGCUUUCUUUGCCUGGUGAAGAUGGGAAACAGCACAUGGAUGAUGUUGAAAUCAAAGCCUUAAUCCAGGAUAUGAUAGCUGCAGCCACGGAUACAUCAGCCGUGACUAACGAAUGGGCGAUGACAGAGGCGAUUAAGCAUCCACGUGUCCUUCAUAAAAUCCAGCAGGAGCUUGAUUCUAUUGUGGGCCCUAGCAGAAUGGUCACUGAAUCUGACUUGGCACAUCUUAACUACCUGCGCUGUGUCGUGCGUGAAACCUUCCGGAUGCAUCCUGCGGGUCCUUUUCUAAUCCCACACGAGUCCCUGCGUGCUACCACCAUCAACGGCUACCAUAUCCCUGCAGGGACACGUGUCUUCAUUAACACCCACGGAUUGGGUCGUAACACCAAGAUUUGGGAUAACGUAGAGGAGUUUAGGCCCGAGAGGCACUUGCCGGCUGAUGGAAGUCGAGUGGAGAUAAGCCACGGAGCUGACUUCAAGAUAUUGCCAUUCAGUGCUGGGAAGAGGAAGUGUCCUGGCGCGCCGCUUGGAGUGACUUUGGUUUUGAUGGCUCUAGCUCGACUCUUCCAUUGCUUUGAUUGGACCCCAUUGGACCAUGUUGAUACAGCAGAGGUUUAUGGCAUGACUAUGCCAAAGGCUGAGCCCUUGAUUGCCAUCGCUAGGCCACGUUUGGCAAGACACCUGUAUAUUGAUGUCAAAAAAAUAAUUGUUAUUUAA
Messenger RNA from Neltuma alba, 1575 nucleotides. Its product is annotated as cytochrome P450 703A2-like. Gene Ontology annotation, molecular function: monooxygenase activity; iron ion binding; heme binding. The transcript has 2 exons. The coding region runs from base 1 to 1575 and encodes 524 amino acids. The record is from RefSeq and is a predicted model, not a curated record. Lineage: Eukaryota; Viridiplantae; Streptophyta; Magnoliopsida; Fabales; Fabaceae.